AUGGCUGGAUCCGGCAGUAAACUAUUCAGAUUGGAUGCUGGUUUCCAGCAAUAUGAUUGGGGUAAGAUUGGAUCCUCUUCUGCAGUUGCUCAAUUUGCAGCUCAUUCUGAUCCAUCUGUAAAGAUUGAGGAAGAUAAGCCAUAUGCUGAGCUAUGGAUGGGUACACAUCACAAGGUUCCAUCUUACAACCACGAAACGAAGGAAUCUUUGCGUGAUAUCAUCGAAUCGAACCCAGUUGAGAUGCUUGGUCAAGGGAUCAUCGAUAGAUACGGAUCGAAGAAUGAAUUGCCUUUCUUGUUCAAAGUUCUAUCUAUUCACAAGGUUUUGUCUAUUCAAGCGCAUCCAGAUAAGGCUUUGGCCAAGGUUUUGCACUUCAACGACCCAGCCAACUACCCAGAUGACAACCACAAGCCUGAGAUGGCGUUGGCUGUCACAGAUUUCGAAGGUUUCUGUGGGUUCAAGCCUCUAGAAGAAAUUGCAGACGAAUUACAGCGUAUUCCUGAGUUGAGAAACAUUGUUGGUGAUGAGGUUGCAGAAAAGUUCAUUAAGGGCAUCAAGCCAGAAGCCGUAAAGGACUCUGCUGAUGAUGAAUCCAACAAGAAGUUACUCCAGGAAGUUUUCAGUAAGGUCAUGAAUGCCAGCAACGAAACUGUUGUUGAGAAUGCUCGUGCUUUGAUCAAGAGAGCUCAUGAGUCGCCAGCUGACUUCAACAAGCCAACUUUGCCAAAGCUUUUGAUCGACUUGAACGAACAGUUCCCAGACGAUGUCGGUUUGUUCUGUGGUGGUUUGCUAUUGAACCACUGUACUUUGAAGGCCGGUGAAGCCAUCUUCUUGAGAGCCAAGGACCCUCACGCUUACAUUUCCGGUGACAUUAUAGAAUGUAUGGCUGCGUCGGAUAACGUUGUUAGAGCAGGUUUCACUCCAAAGUUCAAGGACGUGAAGAACUUGGUUGAGAUGUUGACUUACACCUAUGACUCUGUUGAAAAGCAAAAGAUGACCCCAGAAGUCUUUGACAGAUCUUCUGGUGACGGGAAAUCUAUCUUGUUCAACCCUCCAAUCGAUGAAUUUGCUGUUUUGUACACCACUUUUGAAAACGGUGCUGGUGUGAGACACUUUGAAGGUUUCCAUGGUCCUUCUAUUGUCAUUACCACUAAAGGUAACGGUUACAUCCAGUUAGGUGAUUUGAAGCUCAAGGCUGAACCAGGUUUCAUCUUUUUCAUUGCCCCAGAAACUUCUGUCGAUUUCAUCGCUGAAGACCCUGAAUUCACCACAUACAGAGCUUUUGUUGAACCAAACUGA
Kluyveromyces marxianus DMKU3-1042 is the source of this 1299-nucleotide messenger RNA. RefSeq names its product mannose-6-phosphate isomerase PMI40 (gene PMI40). Gene Ontology annotation, molecular function: zinc ion binding; mannose-6-phosphate isomerase activity. Bases 1 to 1299 code for a protein of 432 amino acids. Lineage: Eukaryota; Fungi; Ascomycota; Saccharomycetes; Saccharomycetales; Saccharomycetaceae. The record is from RefSeq and is a predicted model, not a curated record. Gene Ontology annotation, biological process: GDP-mannose biosynthetic process; carbohydrate metabolic process. Gene Ontology annotation, cellular component: cytosol. The transcript is spliced from 2 exons.